AUGCCACAUAAAACAAUCAUUCAGGAGUGUUCUCCAGAUGUUGAAGCUGGAAUGUAUGUUCCUAGCGCGAAGAUGAUUAAAGAGUUUGAAUAUAUGAACCUUCCUUCCCUCGGCGACUCUAUCGAUACUAUUCUGUUGAAAUCAAAUGUCAAGUUCCGCAACACCAUUGAAGUCAACCCGAAAACCACUGAUAAUGUAGCUCGUCACCACCCUGAAACACGUAACUUACUCCGUGACUUGCCAUACGGAGGUAUUGGUAAUGUGAAAGAUCUUUCCUCCUUCCUAUAUGAUCAGCAGGCUGUCGUAAUUGGUGGUGCUAUUGUCCGCAACGUCAGUCUAGUUGUGAGCGAGGAACCAGGAGACGGCAGUCACUUCGGCGACUUUCGUGUGCUGCCAGUACAGGUUCCCGAGGGACAAGAAGCAAAGCUCCUCUCAAAAGAGCCGGAAGCUGACGAAAUUUGGACCCCGAUACUUCUUUUCCCUGAACCUUACAUCGCACCUCCUGGUUUCGAGAAUUUUGAUCUCUUUGAGGAGGGUAGAGAUUAUGACGUCGUUUUCCCUCGGGUAUCGAUAGGUCCAAAGCCCUCACGAAGUGACCUCGAAGAUGUUAUGUUGAAGUCUGGUAUGAAAAUGGACGUUUUGGACCACUAUACAGUCUCGGGGGAUAUAUUCGACUUUUGGGGUGUUAAAGGCCUCACAGCUAAGCUGUACAAAUACAAAGGAAUAGAGGACGAAGCCUCGAAGAAGAGAAUAUCUACUAGGGACAAUGCGCUGGAGUCCUCUCUGGAAGUAAUUUCCAUAGAUGCUCAAAGCCUAGCCCUCGGAGGGAAGCCUCUCGAAGCAUUGUUACCUUUCAUCGACAGCGAAGACUUCAAGAACCUCCCUAUCGCCAACCUAAGAUUGACCUACUCCGAAAAAGUGAUCCAAAGUUCGUUUCAGCAGCCUGGACUUCGACUGGAGCUCGACAUCCCAUUACAAGGCUGUUUGGAUUGGGUCGGAGACGCCAUCGAAAUCCUUUUCGGAACGUCUGACAAACCACAUACGAUUCACUUCAGUGCAUUACUCUCCGAGGAAAGAAACUGGUCUAAACCCCCGAAGAUAGAGAAGAUUGUUCUCCAGGGGUAUUUCAAGGAUAUGACAUUCAAGCCUUGGAAUGUUCUUGAUUUCAAGACACUCGGCAUUGAGUUAACAGCAGAGAAGAACGAGGACUCAUGGGAAUUCGGCUUUGGAUUCCUCGGCGUGGUAGCGCUGAUGGGUAUACCAGAGGCCCAAGCACCACUCGAGCUGGGUUAUCGUAUUAUCAGAGAGAUGACCAAAGCUAAGACUGAGAGACGAGUCAAGCCAAGCCGGACCUGGUCUCUGCUUAUUGAUGUCUCAGGGUGGAAGGAUAUCUUUGGUUUCAAGAACUUUGACAUGGAGGAGGCAACCAUGAUGGCAUUAAUCGACGAAAGCCACUUUAGCUCAUCAAUCAACUUAGAUGUUGUCGGUACAAUCAGAAUCGGCGAUAGCCACUUCGAGGUCUGCGGGAGUUUCUCAAAGGGUUGGAAACACGCUUUGACGUGGACCUGGAUCGCGAUCGAGAGCCAAAAUGAUGUUCCAAUGAGACUAGAGGAUUACUACAUUCAAGCCAGCCUAGGAAACCUGGCACUUGGCGAUAUCAAGAACCUCUAUACAAAAGUCACAGGUCAAAGGACGUUGAAUCACUCACAAUAUGAUGGUGAUGCCGAUGGCAAUAUCACUUUCAAGAACAUGAGUAUCCGGAUCUCUUGUACUAAGUACUCCGAUAUAACGCACAAUCGCAAGUCGCUGGAGCUUUUGGGUGAGGUCACGGUUGGUGACACUACUUGUUACGCGGCUAGCUUAGCCUUUGCCACUGAAGGUGUCACGGUCACGGGCGAUGUAAGAAAUGUCCAGAUUCCAGGAACGAAUUUCUUCAUUGAAAAUGCAGGGUUGAUGGUCUUCCUGGCGUUCAAAGGAAGUAAAGGGAAGAAGAACGAUGUUCUUAGGGAAGGAAAAGAACACCACAGUCCGCAAGUGGGGGAUUCCAGCAGCGAAACCAGAAGUAGAUUCUCGAUACGUGGUAUCAUGAACUACCACAACAUUACCUUUAGAGCUGGCUUCUACACGACAAAGUACAAAAACAGUAAAGGACGGGAUUGGCUCGUUUUCGGCUCGGCUAACAACUCAAGACUCCGGGAUGCUAUGCCUUCUAUUAAGGAACAGAGCUUUCUAAAUCUUCAGCUAGAGAAUGUCACGGUCAUUGUCUCUUCUCGAGACAGAGGUAUGAGUAAUGGGACGAGCAUGGCCGAAAACAAGACCCUGAUGGGUCAAAUGGAUACGGACGACGAAGCUAAUGAUGGAGAGCACGCAGACUGGGAUGCUCUGGCGGAGAUUGAGGAAUACGGCUAUGAGGUCAAGAAGGGUUUUCAGAUUUGUGCUACUAUUCCCAGAUUCGAACAACUAGAACAUUUGAACAAUGGGAGGAAGAUAGAUGGCCUACAAUUAUCCUUAAGCGCUGACACCGAUGGAGAGGUCACAGCAAAGAUCAAGCUGCCGUCAUCUUUCAGAGUUAACUUGUCCCCCUACGCUUACUUUUCCGGGUUUUCCGCUUCUAUUGGUGCCCAUGCCUCAUACGGGAUGUGCCUACAGCUCAAGGCAACUCUCACUCUUAUAAUGGAAAAUUCAGACCCUAUCCAUGUCAAUGGUAUACUCUUUGGGACUGUGCGAGAAGCUGGUGGAUUGCUGGUGAUGGAUCCGAAUUCCCAGUGGAUCAAUCCUUUCAACCUAAAUAAGGCGCUCAUAAUCUCCAAUCUCGGUAUCGAAGCUGGAUUCAACUAUGCGACAGUACUUCAACUCGGUCCAACUCGCUUCGCCCUCAAAGGUCAAGUCAAUAUAGGCGACUAUAAGUUUUGUAUGGAUAUGGGCAUCGACGUCACCAAAGCAGCUACUGUCUUGCGCAUCGAAAUGCCUAAGCUAGAUAUGUCCGAUAUUUUUUCAAUUGCCAGCAAACUUAGCCAAGACGAAUAUUUCGCACAAAAGGCAACCCAGACGAAGGACAUCAUUUCUUUCAACGACCUUAAGCUAUACCUCUCCUCUGGAGCGAAAUUCAUGUGCGAGUAUUAUCCUCGCGGCGUACAGAUCAGAGGUAGAUUCAUUUUCCUUGAUAAGCAAGGUGAAUUCAACGGGUCAUUUACAGAUGAUGGCUUAGUUAUCAAGGGAGGAUUAGACGCCUUCAGGAUUGGGGGUCUCGAGAUCACUUCGUUGAAGGAGUACGAUGGCAAGAAGCGUGCGACAUUACAUAUCGAGGCCACGAAAAGAACACAUAAGAUCCUUAUCGACGGAAUCAUCCGUUUCUAUGGUAUUGAGCUGCAGGUCUAUAUCAAUGUUUACCUUGAACAAAGACUCCUCGAGUUCGAUAUUCGAAUCAAAUUGACCGAGGCUCUCAUAUUCUCUGUAAAAGGUAUCAUUACAGUUGGUCGUUCGAAGUCUUUGGAAAACACGGAGAUUCACUUCAUAGGCCAUCUUGAAGCGAGGAUCAUUCAGUCUAUUGGCGAGGGCAUUAUCAAUGUCAUUACCGCCCUCGAGGACCAAGCAAAUAAUGCGAUCAACGAAGCGGAGGCUCAAAUUUCAAGACGUCUCUAUCAUCUCAAUAACGAACUCAUCACAAUGAGAUUAGAACUCGAGAAGCUAAAAUCCAAGUCAAAUAAUGAAGUGCUGAGGAAGCGCCAGAAGAUCAAGGCACAAAACGACGUCCUACGAAGACUACAUGAUCGAAUUGACGAGCUGGGCGCGAAGUACAAGGCGGCCAAGUCAAACAAGGAGAGAAAGGAAGCCGAAAUUGCGGAACAGAAGAAGAAACUAGACCAAGCUAAGGUCCAGCUAGAGAAGAAGAAGCGUGAGAUGAGGCAGGAGUAUAAUCAGAAGAUAGAGGAGCAGAGAUCCCGGCAGAAGCACUAUGAGUUAAAGAGGGACAGGCUUCAGCAAGAAAAGGAUCGGGCCUGGGGAGACGGUUUACGAAAGGUGAUUGCCGCAAGCCCUCACCAGGACUUCUGGACCGAGUUCGUGAACGAAAGAUAUAACUGGAAAUGUACCUGCGAACGGAAUUUAAAAAGCUGUGGGAUCUUGCAAACACCGUACUGGACGUGGAAGUUGAGUGAAGCCACCCUGGGUUUAGAGCAAGCAAACGCACGCAAGGCUUUCGAAAAGCAGUUGUACAAUGCCACAAAAAAGACCCUUGAAUCGAAUGAAUUCAAGAAAAUCGAGCGUGAUAUCCAGAAUACCCUAUACGAUAUAGGUAGAUUUGGGAUGGCGGUGCAAAAGCUGAUCGAAAAAGGACCCGCAGCUUAUAUCGAAGAGAUGACUCGCGACGAAAGAGCCAAGCUGGACCGACAGAUUUCUCUGUAUGAUGAGCUCUUGCGACAAAGCAAGAGGCUCGAAAAAGAACUUAUACUUGCUAGGAACGCCCUCGAGACCGAAACGGAGCGGCUUAGGCCUGAGCAAGAAGCGGCACGGGAAGCCAUUGCUGAGCUUGAGGCCGAGAUCGAGCUCAUGCCAUUCAAGAAAGAAUACGAAAACAAGAAGCAGGACUUUGAUACGAUAAAGGCGCAGGCAGAUGCGCUGGUCAGCACUCUAGAGGAUAUCAGAAAGGGGGUUCAUGCUGAUGCGGAUGCGAUCCGGCAGGUAACCAAGAUGCUCAUGAAGGGUAUACCUGAGAUCACGGAUAUAUAUCUCGAGGUAAAUUCCAACAUGUUUGCCGAGAAAAAACCAUUGAUAUUCAGCAUCACGGUGCGGUGGUUGAAUGAGGACCAUACGUGCCGUGUUGAGUGGUCGCCGAACCAGGGGGCUCAUGAACUGUACAGCAACGGGGCUCGGAAAGUGGUUGCUUUGGCUGAUAAGUAA
This is a messenger RNA of Annulohypoxylon maeteangense, 4899 nucleotides long. RefSeq lists its product as uncharacterized. The record is from RefSeq and is a predicted model, not a curated record. The transcript has 9 exons. The coding region runs from base 1 to 4899 and encodes 1632 amino acids. Lineage: Eukaryota; Fungi; Ascomycota; Sordariomycetes; Xylariales; Hypoxylaceae.